AGCGUGACGUCAGGGGGCGGGGCGCGAUGCGGCGAUAACAGUCAUGGCGGCGGCGGACGUCUGAGAGGAGAUGUCGGAGGAGCGGGAGGAUCAGGGGCCGAUGGCCGCAUCUUCCUCCUCCGCCGCCGAUCAGGAGGACUCCCCGGGCCCGGCCCGCCUCCUUCUGCUGCCCCCCGAGCAGGACGCGGACUGGCCGCCCAAGAAGCGGCUGCGGGUGGAGGCUGGAUCCGGGAGUGUCCGGCUGGAGGAGCGGCUGUACUCGGUGCUGUGCUGCACGGUCUGCCUGGACCUGCCCAAGGCCUCGGUCUACCAGUGCACGAAUGGCCACCUGAUGUGUGCCGGGUGUUUCAUCCAUCUCCUGGCCGAUGCCCGGCUGAAGGAAGAACAAUCUACCUGCCCCAAUUGCCGGUGUGAGAUCAGCAAGAGCCUGUGCUGUAGGAACCUUGCGGUGGAGAAGGCGGUGAGCGAGCUGCCCUCGGACUGCGGCUUCUGCCUGAAACCUUUCCCUCGCUCCUUGCUGGACAGACAUAAGAAGGAGGAGUGCCAGGACCGAGUAACACAGUGUAAAUACAAGCGGAUUGGCUGCCCAUGGCAAGGUCCAUUCCACGAGCUGACUGUGCACGAGUCUGAGUGUUGUCAUCCCACCAAGACUGGGAACGAGCUUAUGGAGAUACUAGAUGAGAUGGAUCAGUCCCACAAGAAGGAGAUGCAGUUGUACAACAGCAUCUUCGGGCUGCUGAGCUUUGAGAAGAUCGGUUACACAGAAGUCCAGUUCCGGCCGUACAGAACAGACGACUUCAUAACCCGCCUGUACUAUGAAACCCCACGCUUCACGGUGCUCAACCAGACCUGGGUCCUGAAGGCUCGUGUCAACGACUCAGAGAGGAAUCCCAAUUUGUCUUGCAAGCGAACCCUCUCCUUCCAGCUCAUUCUAAAAAGCAAGAUCAACUUCUCCAUGGAGUGCUCCUUCCUGCUGCUCAAAGGCCCUUAUGACGACGUGAAGAUCCACCCCGUUAUCUAUCACUUUGUGUUCACCACUGAGAAUAAUGAGACUGAGUAUGUACCUCUACCCAUCAUAGACUCUGUGGAAUGUAACAAACUGUUGGCCGCAAAGAACAUCAAUCUCCGGCUCUUUAUAUUCCAGAUCCAGAAGUGACCCUGACUUACCUCAGCCGGCUUCCUUGUCCAACCUGCGCUUCUAGAGUAGACCUAUUUCUUAGCAGAAGGGAUGUGGACAGAUGGAGGGCUUUCUGUGUUUCUUUUUAAUUUGUUUGCUUUUAAUUUGUAAUUUGCAUGUGUAUGCUAGAUAUUUAUCCACUCUCUUCCUUGUGUGGGUCCCCCUAUCACGCCCUCAUUUCAGCGCUUAUUAAAGCCUGCCCACGUCC
Molecule: messenger RNA, 1385 nt
Organism: Pseudophryne corroboree (corroboree frog)
Lineage: Eukaryota; Metazoa; Chordata; Amphibia; Anura; Myobatrachidae
Gene: ZFTRAF1
Product: zinc finger TRAF-type containing 1
Exons: 4
Coding region: 71-1156 (361 amino acids)
Cellular component (GO): nucleus
Source: RefSeq, a predicted model, not a curated record